AUGGCAGCAGCAGCACCACUGGGUCUUGCAGCGGCGGCGGCGGAGGCGGCGGCCGUUCUCCUUCUCCUGAUCGGGCCAUUCAUCCCGCUCCCAACCGGGCGGAGGGACGGCAACAGAUUGGUGGCCGCCGACGUGGCCCCGUUCUCUCCAGCACCAGACGUCAACAUCACCGACAUCAUUAACCUGUUUGCUAUUAGGUUCAACCUCACUGCCAAGGACGUCGCCAUCCUCUCCGGUAUGCUCCUUGCUUCAUAUAUAUCCACUCUUUAG
Messenger RNA from Miscanthus lutarioriparius, 270 nucleotides. NCBI's taxonomy places the organism in Eukaryota, Viridiplantae, Streptophyta, Magnoliopsida, Poales, Poaceae. The record is from the annotation of a GenBank genome assembly.